AAGGCCCGCCUCCCCUGACGAAUAAAGGUCGCCGCCGCCCCCUCGCGUCAGCAGGCGGAGCCAAGCCGCUCGCGAUUCUUGCCGUCGCGGAAAGCCCGAAGGCGGAGCCCCACGGGAGAGGAAGAUGACCCGAAGUUGCUCGGCAGUGGGCUGCAGCACGCGGGACACGGCGGUGAGCCGGGAGCGCGGCGUCUCCUUCCACCAAUUUCCAACUGAUACCGUGCAGCGCUCAAGAUGGAUCAGGGCCGUGAACCGUGUGGACCCCGAGAGCAGAAAGAUUUGGAUUCCGGGACCAAGUGCUUUCCUGUGUUCCAGACAUUUUCAAGAAAGUGACUUUGAGUCGUAUGGCAUAAGAAGAAAGCUGAAAAGAGAAGCCGUACCUUCUGUUUCUCUGUACACGGUUCCUCCAGGCGUACACCUUAAAGGUAAAGCAAGACAAAAAAUCCUAAGAGAACCCCUUCUAGAUAAUUCUGAAGAGGUGGCGACUGAGGACCACAACUAUAGUUUAAGGACACCUUUGACGACAGGUGCGGAGAAACUGGCUGAGGUACAGGAGAUGUUACAAGUGUCCAAAAAGAGACUUUCCUCUGUAAAAAACUACAGGAUGAUCAAGAAGAGGAAGGGCUUGCGAUUAAUCGAUGCACUCGUUGAAGAGAACCUGCUAUCUGAAGAGACAGAGUGUCUGCUACGAGCUCAGUUCUCAGAUUUUAAGUGGGAGUUGUAUAAUUGGAGCAAAACGGAGGAGUACUCCACAGAAAUGAAACAGUUUGCAUGCACGCUCUACUUGUGCGGUAGCAAAGUGUAUGACCAUGUACGAAAGAUCCUUCAGCUUCCUCAUUCUUCGAUCCUCAGAACGUGGUUAUCCAGGUGCCAGCCGGGUCCGGGUUUCGACAGCCGCGUGUUUUCUUCUCUUCAGCGGAAGGUCGAGGGCGGAGACCGGCUGUACCAGUUCUGUGCCCUGGCGAUCAAAAGCGUCCCCCUCCGGCAGCGGCUGCAGUGGGACCCCAGCGGUGACCGCUGGCAAGGGUCCGUGGACUUCGGUCUGGGGAAACUCGACGCCGACGAGACGCCCCUGGCCUCGGAAGCCGUCCUGCUGCUGGCCGUGGGCGUUGCUGGUCACUGGAGCGCCCCCCUCGGGUAUUUUCUCGUGGACCGGGCGUCGGGGUGUCUGCAAGCCCAGCUGCUCCGUCUGACCAUCGGCAAACUGAGCGACGUUGGGAUCACGGUGCUGGCCGUCACUUCCGACGCCACAGCCCAGGGCGUCCAGAUGGCAAAGGCGCUGGGGAUCCAGGUGGCUAGGGACGACAUGAGGUGCACCUUUCAGCACCCUUCCUCAUCCAGCCAGCAGGUCGCCUACUUCUUCGACUCCUGCCACCUGCUGAGGCUGAUCCGAAACGCGCUCGAGAAUCUUCAGAGCAUCCGUUUUGUUUACGGCACCGCAGGCUGGCAGCACCUGGUGGAGCUGGCGGCGCUGGAGGAGCAGGAAUUAUCCAGCUUGGAAAGGGUGCCGAGGAAACUGGCGGGUUUGAAACGUCACGUGCUGAGAACGAAUCGUGCCGCCCAGCUCUUGAGCGAGAACGCAGCCAGAGCGUUGGAAUACCUGCGGUCCUUAGGCCUGCCUCCGUUUCAAAACUGCCUGGGUACCGUCCACUUCUUGCGCUUAAUUAGCAAUCUCUUUGACAUUUUUAAUAGUAGGAACCGUCACGGAAAGGGGCUUAAAGCGCCGCUGUCGCCUCAAACUUACAGUAGGAUAAACCAGGUGUUCAUGGAAGCCAAGGCUAUCUUUGUGACGUUGCGUGACACCAGCAAUAAUAAAAUCCUCAAAGGCAAGCAAAAACUAGGGUUCCUGGGAUUCUUGCUCAACGCCGAGAGCUUGAAAUGGCUCUACCAAAAUUACGUUUCCCAGAAGGUCCUGCCUCUUCCGUACCUUCUGACUUACAAAUUCAGUCAGGAUCACGUGGAACUGUUUGUAAAGAUGCUGAGGCAGGUGGCCGUGACCAGUUCCAGCCCCACCUGCACGGGCUUCCAAAAAGCUUACCAGAACUUGGAGACCAGGUACAGGUUUCACGACGGAGCUUACCUAAGCGAAGUCAGUAUCUUGGACAUUUCGGUCGCGCGGAGGGAAGACUUGGCCCUCUGGACGGUUCGGCGGCAGUAUGGCAUGAGCGCCGAGAAGACCCUCUUCCACAAAGGGGACAUCUGCCAAGACUGGUCCGGUUGUUCGCUCAGCGAGGCCCUGCUGGACCUCCCGGAUCACAGGCGGAAUGUCGCCUGUCACGCCGGUUGUGUCGCAAACGAGCUGUCCACUGUCUUAACCUGCGAGGACUGUGUCACUGCGCUGUACGCGUCCGACCUCGAAACCCCCAAAAUCGGGUCCCUGUUAUGUGUGGAAAAGAAGGACGGCCUGCAUUGCCCUUCAGAAAGCCUCUGCCGCGUGGUGGGCGUUUGUGAGCGAGUCGUGCGGACCCAUUCGAGAACGGCAGCUCUCGAACUAGCUCCUAAGCAGCGGGAGCAUCUGCAGCAGAAAAUACUACAUGAGCUUUCUGGCAACGCUUGUCUUUUUGUGGAUUUAGACGUGCACCUGUUUGAUGCAGAAGCGGGCGCUGUCAACCACUUUGUCAAGUUGCUAAAAGAUAUAAUAAAAUGUUUCUUAAAUAUGAGAGCUAAAGAUGCAGUUCAGUACGCUUCGAAACAUGAUUCAGAAGGAAUUGAGAUGGAAGGUUUAUCCAGGAAACACCGGUCGUCCUUGCAGGAUCACAGAUGUUCGAGUUUUGCUAAUACUAAUAAAUUCAGGCAUUUUGCUAUGUGGUGAUGGAUAUCCAUUCAAACGAGAGACCUAAACAUAUUAACGCUUUUUUUUUUAUUAUUAAGACUGCUUAGUCCACAUUUUUUUUUAAAGUUCAGUUUGCCAUAUUUUAUAAACUGACGAUGCUGUACAGUGGACAAAGUUUGUAAUUCUGACUCUUAAUUAGAAUUUCUAAUUGCGCACAUCCUAAAAUCUGCUCUUACUUUGGUACAUCUUGCAGCAUUUAUGCGUUUCCUAAAAUGUAGAAGGCAGUAAGUCAGUGGGAACUGAUGCUCCAAGAGGUGUUAUCUUUGGACUUACUACUCUAAGACUGAGUAGUGUCACCCGGAUAUACUUUUAACCUUGUUCAGUCUACUUUAAAAACAAGAAUAACGACUAGGAGUCAUGCAAACAGUGACCGCUUUUAUGAACAAGAGUACAGUUCCUAAGAGAGCUUUGGUUUACAAUUCUCACAAAUGUUCACGGGAUACCUGGAAAAGCCUGAAUGUGAUUUUUUCCUUCAAUAUGAAAAUUAAGUUGCGGCUUGAAAAUCAGGCUAAAGCAAAAUAUAUCAAAUCCUGCAAAAAUCUCCUUGUCCCAGGGUACCCUAAAAUAGAAGUAGCUAUACUUUGUCAGGCAGAAGGGAAAGGACAGGAGCCAUGAGAUGAUCUCUGUGCUGCGGUGCAGUCUAAGAAGGACACAGGUGAUGUGAUUUUUCACGAUUCAUCGUCAAAAUAUCACUUUAGAAUAAUACAAGGUAUAAUAUAAUAUAAUACUUACCC
Microcebus murinus (gray mouse lemur) is the source of this 3567-nucleotide messenger RNA. It is a transcript of the gene THAP9, whose product is annotated as THAP domain containing 9. NCBI's taxonomy places the organism in Eukaryota, Metazoa, Chordata, Mammalia, Primates, Cheirogaleidae. The record is from RefSeq and is a predicted model, not a curated record.